Messenger RNA from Sardina pilchardus (European sardine), 3729 nucleotides. RefSeq names its product secretin receptor (gene sctr). The record is from RefSeq and is a predicted model, not a curated record. Gene Ontology annotation, molecular function: secretin receptor activity; vasoactive intestinal polypeptide receptor activity; G protein-coupled peptide receptor activity. The transcript is spliced from 13 exons. Lineage: Eukaryota; Metazoa; Chordata; Actinopteri; Clupeiformes; Clupeidae. Bases 320 to 1636 code for a protein of 438 amino acids. Gene Ontology annotation, cellular component: plasma membrane. Gene Ontology annotation, biological process: cell surface receptor signaling pathway; adenylate cyclase-modulating G protein-coupled receptor signaling pathway.
CUGUUACGCAUUCUGCCACUCAUAUUUUUAUACAUCUUGGAAUACUGUCAUUUAUCUACAUUUUGAGGGCAUCUGAAGAAAACAACCGUGGUCCCUGCAUCUGGAGUAGCCUAACUUAAAGCAUUGAAAGCAUGCAUGCUUGAUUUACUUUUCUUAGCCUAUCCAGUGGAUUUAUUGGAACGACGUAGGGUAAAAAGCAUCUCAAGGCAUUUCCAAAAAAAUUCCUUUAAAAAUUCACCAUGGAUCUUUUGUUAAAACACCAAAGGUGUGAGCCAUACAGCAUUCAGUCAUUCAUGCAGAGUCUAAUUUGAAUUUAAAAAUGAGAGUCGUAUUGCUUGGAAUUGUGUUUGCCCUUUUCACAAUUAAGAUCCAUACGUUUGAAUGUGAGCCUCCGGACGUCCACAUAAAAGAAGAAGAAACCUGCUACAAUGACUUGCUUGCAUUCAACCUGACAGGAGUUCUGACAGAUUGCCCAGGUUUGUGGGAUGACCUGAACUGUUGGCCACCAUCUCAGAUUGGUCAGACCAUAUCACAACCUUGCCCGGCAUUCCUCAAAACACAGGGGAUUAUCUACAGGAACUGCACCGAGCAGGGAUGGUCCGAGGCCUUCCCUCCGCAUGAGCUUGCUUGUGACAUAUCCAUGAAUGAGUCCUUUACCUUUUUCAGUGAGUCUCCACAGUUCCAUUCCUAUCUGCCUUAUGUGAAGGCCAUGUACACCGCUGGCUAUGCUGUCUCUCUCAUCUGUUUAGUCAUCGCCAUUGCCAUCCUCUGUCUGUUCCCGAAACUGCACUGCACUAGGAACUACAUCCACAUCCAACUCUUUCUCUCCUUCAUCUUCCGGGCAGCCUUCAUCUUCAUCAAAGAUUCCGUGCUCUUCUCCAGUGAAGCCAUCUACCACUGUGACUCCUACUCGUUACCGUGCAAGCUGGUGCUGUUGGUUUCACACUACUGCAUCAUGGCUAACUACAGCUGGCUACUCGUGGAGGGACACUACCUCCACACCCUGGUCAGCGUCUCCUUCUUCUCCGGGAGGAAGUACUUCUGGUGUUAUGUUGUCCUUGGCUGGGGUACACCAGUGGUUAUAGUAGGAAUCUGGGGCUUGGCAAAGUAUUUUUAUGAGAAUGAAGGGUGUUGGGAGACCAGAGACAGUGACUGGAUAUGGUGGAUUCUCAGAGUUCCCGUCCUCCUAUUUAUUGUAGCAAACCUAUUCUUUUUCCUGAACAUCAUAAGAAUACUGGUUGGCAAAUUGAGGAUGUCUGAUGUUCACGGAAAUGAAUUCAAUCAGUACAAGAGACUUGCCAAAUCCACAUUUCUCCUGGUGGCCCUCUUUGGACUAUAUUAUAUUCUCUUUGCAUUCCUACCACACAAAGUAGACGGUUUAAUUUACAUAAUAUGGAACUUCACAGAACUGGCGCUUGCCUCAACACAGGGCUUUGUAGUGGCAGUACUCUACUGUUUCCUGAAUGGAGAGGUACAGUACGAGAUUCAGAGGAAGUGGCGCCGGUGGAGACUGAAGCAGAAGUUUAACGGCACUCCUGGCCUGCACCACGGCUCCAUAAGCCAGAGCGGGUGUCCCCUCACACAAGUGUCCCUGCUGCCCAGGAGCCCAGCCAGCCAGCAGCUCAGCCUGGUGUGACCCCCCCCCCCCCCAUACCCCCCGCCCCUGGUGGGGUGAACCCCUGCCCAGAAAAGACCAACAAGGUCGGCUUUUCUGCCCUCGCACCUUUCUCUACUCACUUUCCCUCGAUCUCAAUGAGAUCUUCGUGGGAAGGGAUAUGAGGAUGAAUUCAUGAGGAUUUAGGAAAAAACAACUGCUGUUUUAAGAGAAUCCAGCUGUACAGUACAUAUAAGCAAGUCUUAUUGACUUAUUCCACCUGUUGACCGGUUUUUGUUACCUGAUACAAGGAAUUGUCGGCUGUCACGAUCACCUUUCCUUUCUUAAAGGAUGCUUCAGCGUACCCUAUACAAAAGGAGAUGUGAAUGGAAGCACUAAUGCACCUACAAACAUUUAGGGAAUUUUUAAGAUUACUUACUGUACUGAGGAACUAUGUAGCUAAAAACAUGCAUAGUUCACCUUUAAUAUUCCAAUAUCAUAUAGGCAAAACCUAUAACAGUCUGUUACUGGUCACUACCAAACUCUUGGUUGAUUCCAAAGUACUUUUUCCACAUAGAAUUGACAGGACAUUUUUACACAUAUGAGAUAAUUUGCAUAUUUUAAUACAAUUUAUCUGUGGAGAUGAUUUUUCAUUCUCCCUGAUCUGUUCUUAAGUCUGAGGCAAAUGGUUCCUGGCAUUGUCAUCCUGGAAUUUGAAACAACAUGAAACAUCCUGAAAUAAUCCAGACCGCAAAUGUUAUCCAUGGCAUUCCAAGCUAUCCAUGACAAUCCAUCAAAAUGAUUAUUUUGUUCCCUAUGCAUGCCAUUAUUCAAAGGUACCAUCUGUCAUUCUAAGCAAUUUCUAACCUGUGACACUUUUUGUCAUAUUCCUAAACUGUAAAAAAAAGAAAAGAAAAGAAAAAAAAGAAACACUACAUUAUUUGGUUUAUAAUUAUACAGUCCCUUUUCACAAAAAGCUAGGAUGUUGUCUCAAAUGAUCUCCAAAGCUCAUAAGCAAAGAUGCAGAGCUAUUCACUUUGUGAAAAAUUGUGGGCAAAAAUGGAACAAUUUAGUAAUAUACUGUAGCUCUGUAAAUUAAUGUAUGUAAGGGACAGGGCUGAAAAAAACAACAUUGGAUUAAAGAUGGGCCAAUUAAAUAUUGAAGUUGGUCACUUUUUUGGUGAAGUAUACUGUAUACUUUCUAGGAUGUUGAAAAGUAACAAAAAUCAUAAUGGACUGAUUGAAACAACGUUCUGGGAUUUCAUAAACAAACAUUCACAAUUCACAAAUCCAUCUUUGUGUGCAUAUUAGUUGAUAAAAUGGCAUGCAUAUUAACUUUCACAAAACAAUGCACAGAAUACAUAUUUAGACUAAUUUGGUGAAAUAUUCUCUUUGCUAUGAUGAGAACUCAUUCAGUGUAAAUAAACCUCCACUUAAUUUGUGAUAUAAUUCUAUAUAUUUGCUGAUUCAUACCAAUAUGCAAAUUGUUUCGGUAACUAUUCGACUUCUAAAAAUGUCCCAAGCAGAAACGCAUUCCAUGCAAAAAAAAAAAGCACUAUGCCAUAAGCAUCAACUGAGGAAAGUUGGUAGUGACCAUUAUCGGAGUUUUCUGGGGAUUGCACUGCAGAUUCUAAGCCAAAAAUACAAACCGAAUGCAACCAGUGACUUUCCAACCACUUACUUGACAUUCAGAACUUCACAACUUGACAUUCACUUGGGUGCAAUAACCACGGAGAUCAACACCACUGCCACCUACAGGACUACGUCCAAUCACCUAAGAGAAUAUUGCUGAUCAGAGUAUGAGACACCAUGGCUAAGGCCUUAUGACAGUCAUUUCCAAUGUCAUCACUUAGGCAACCCUUUGGUAUAAUGGUCACUGGUGUGAGUAUGUGCCACCGGACACAACUUGACACGAACACACAAAAAAAAAAGACGCCAUGAAGCAGCAAAUACUACAGUGGCAUUUCUUCAAGCAAGUGGUUGCAUACAAACUUGAAUUGCAACUUUGGAGUGUUCAUGGAAUCUAGUUUGUCAGGACCUUUGUGAAUUAAGAAACUAAACUGCAAAAUGGCCGGAGUCUUCCAGGUCAAACCGAUUGAUUAAAAACAAAAUAAUAGACACUAUCUUUGGAUUGA